UAAUGGCAUCUAUAGAUACUCUUUUGCCCUUUGUGUAUAUCUGUUUCUUUCUUUUCUCUCCAAGCUUGGGAAAAGUACUUAAUAAUAAUCCAAUCAAGCAUCUUCAAGGUUGUCACAAAGGGGACAAAGUGCAAGGCCUCCAUAAACUCAAACUAUACCUUGCCAAAUAUGGUUACCUAAAUUACCAAAACAGCCCUGACCACACCAAUGCCGACGAAUUUGAUGAAGAGCUUGACGCCGCACUAAAAAGUUACCAAAACUUUUACCAUCUCAACGCUACUGGGGUGCUAGAUGAGAACACCGUUUCACAAAUGCUUGUACCGCGUUGUGGACAUCCCGAUAAGAAAAUUCAUCAACACGGGACAAAAUUGUUGCAUACUGUGUCUCAUUUUCAAUUCUUCGCAAAUGAACCUAAAUGGCCCCCAAGUAAAUCGCAUCUCACCUAUGCAUUCGACUCCGACUAUCCAAAUAAUUAUAUACCGCCUGUUGAUCGUGCCUUCAAUACAUGGGCUACUUCUUCUAACUACUUCACAUUUUCUAGAGUCAGUGAUAUUAAUGGAGCAGAUCUAAAGAUUGCAUUCGAAAGCCCACAACAUGGAGAUGUAGACUUUGAACUGAAUGAUUUGGCGCAUGCAAAUCCGCCACCAGGUGGAAGGUUUCAUUACAAUUCGGCUAUUCCUUGGUCAGUUGGACCAAGACCAGUUCGAAAUCAUUUUGAUUUAGAGACCGUGGCGCUUCAUGAAAUAGGACAUCUACUUGGGUUAGAUCACAGUCAAUAUCGAGACGCGGUAAUGUUUGCUUCCAUCAAUGCAGGAAUUGUCAAAGGUUUGAACUUUGAUGAUAUCCAAGGAAUCAAAGUUUUGUAUGGACUUAAUUAGUCUAGUGAUCGAUGAUUCCAGUCCAAGUCCGGAAGACAAUGUCAAAAAGUCAUCCUAGCUAAUAAAUUAUUGUUACACGCAUAUUUUCUUUAUGUUUACCAAAGUCUUUGCUUAUACCUUUA
Molecule: messenger RNA, 1000 nt
Organism: Erigeron canadensis
Lineage: Eukaryota; Viridiplantae; Streptophyta; Magnoliopsida; Asterales; Asteraceae
Product: metalloendoproteinase 5-MMP-like
Exons: 1
Coding region: 3-878 (291 amino acids)
Biological process (GO): extracellular matrix organization; proteolysis; collagen catabolic process
Cellular component (GO): extracellular matrix
Molecular function (GO): metalloendopeptidase activity; zinc ion binding
Source: RefSeq, a predicted model, not a curated record